This is a messenger RNA of Solanum verrucosum, 1241 nucleotides long. RefSeq names its product short-chain dehydrogenase TIC 32 B, chloroplastic-like. The coding region runs from base 66 to 1061 and encodes 331 amino acids. NCBI's taxonomy places the organism in Eukaryota, Viridiplantae, Streptophyta, Magnoliopsida, Solanales, Solanaceae. The transcript has 8 exons. The record is from RefSeq and is a predicted model, not a curated record.
AUGGAGCAUAUUAUAUAUAUGUGGUUUUCCAAUAUUAGUAUUCAAAAUUCCAAAGUUUUGGUGUAAUGAAGGCAACUCUCAAAUAUUUGGCUGGCAUUGCUGGCCCAAGUGGUUAUGGUUCUAAAACAACUGCUGAACAGGCAACUAGAGAUUUCUCUAAUUCCUCUAAUUCUCAACUCACUGCAAUUAUCACUGGCGCAACAUCAGGGAUUGGGGCAGAAACAGCAAGAGUACUAGCAAAAAGGGGUGUAAGAAUAGUGUUACCUGCAAGAGACUUAAAAAAAGCAGAAAUUGUAAAGGAAUUUAUACAAAAAGAAACUCCAAUGGCUCAAAUUAUAUUAUUGGAAAUUGAUUUGAGUUCUUUUGCUUCAAUUCAGAGAUUUUGUGCUGAGUUUUUGUCUUUACAACUCCCUCUUCACAUCCUCAUAAAUAAUGCAGGGAAAUUUUCACAGAAAUUGGAGUUUUCUGAAGACAAAAUUGAGAUGACUUUUGCUACAAACUACUUAGGUCAUUUUCUAUUGACAGAGUUGUUAUUAGAGAAAAUGGUGGAGACAGCAGAAGGCAGUGGGAUUCAAGGAAGAAUAGUGAAUGUUACUUCAGUAGUUCAUAAUUGGGUGAAAAGAGAUCAAUUCCGUUUCUCCCAAUUGCUCAAUCCUAAAAAAUAUUAUAAUGGUACUCGUGCAUAUGCUCAAUCAAAAUUAGCCAACAUUUUACAUGCCAAGGAAUUGUCAAGACAACUAAAGGCAAGAAAUGCAAAUGUAACUAUCAAUGCAGUCCAUCCUGGAAUUGUAAAAACUGGAAUUAUCAGAGAUCACAAAGGCUUUAUCACUGAUUCUCUCUAUUUUAUGGCAUCAAAGCUUCUAAAGUCAACAUCACAGGGUGCAGCAAGCACAUGUUAUGUCGCAUUGAGCCCACAAACAGAAGGGAUGAGUGGGAAAUACUUUGCAGACUGUAAUGAAAGUCACUCUUCAGUUUUAGCAAAUGAUGAAAUUGAAGCUCAUAAACUUUGGAAGGGUACUCGUGUUCUUAUCUAUAGAAGAUUUCUUCCACAUGUAAAUUGAUCCAAAAAAAAAAAAAAGAUUAGUUUUUGUACAUGUUAAUAAAUAGAUAUACUUUGUUGUAUAUCCAUAUAAUAUAUGAUGAUAGAUGAAAAUAAUAUGAUACAAGUAUAGUAGUCUGUCCAAUAGUUAGCUAACUGAUGGAGUACAAAUGUUAGUGGAAAUAAUGAAGAAUCUUCUUUU